UAUCCGCACAAUCAAUUGAAAGCGCCUAUCUAUAUAUAUAUAUAUAUAUAGAGAGAGAGAGAGAGAGAUUUGUGUGCGUAUACUUAUCCUUUUCAAGGUGACAUACGCAUACAUAUCGUUUCCCUGGGACAAAGUCAGAUUUCUUUCGGGCGCGUGAUCAAAUGGCUUCUACUUCUCAACCAUACUCUUAUCAAACAAUCUUCCCAGAUGAUCAUGAAGAUGAAUUCUGCCAACUCUCGGCUGCUCAUAGCAAUAACGUGCAGGUUCCUCACAUUCAUGCCCGGGGAAAGUUCAGUACCUUGGGGAAUGCAUAUCCAAGCCCAACGAUGAUUUACAAUACUGGUGCAAUGUGGGCUGAUGAUCACCAACAAACCUUCCCUACCCACCAGCUUAUUGAUCAUCAUCAGAUAAGCGUGCCGCUCAAAUCUGAGUCGUCAAUCCAGUUCUCAACAAAUCCAGAGAGGCUCGGCAUAUCAGAUAUGAUCGUGCCUGAUCUAUACUCCUCAUGCAGCAGCUUUAACAGUGGGAACCAGCUGGGUCCGGAAAGUUGCUUAUACCGCAAUGACUUGUGUACUGAUUUUGGGAUGGAUUGCUGUGACUCCGAUGAUCGCUUCAAACCACUUUGUCAUGCUCUUCAAGACAUAAAAUGGGGAAUUCAAGCCAAGCAAGUGCCGCUGAUUGAUGAUUCUAGUACCAAAAUUGGGCGAUACACCGCGGAGGAAAGGAAAGACAGAAUUCUUAGAUACCUGAAGAAGAGAAACCAGAGGAACUUUAACAAGACGAUCAAGUAUGCUUGUCGUAAAACCCUCGCAGACAGAAGAGUCCGAGUUCGUGGGAGAUUUGCAAGGAACAACGACUCAUGUGAUGAAGAAAUUGCAUCUAUGAAGAAAACUGAAAACCCUCAACAACAAAAUGACUUAUUCUUUGGCGAUGAUGUCCAGAUCAAGCUGCAAGACAACGAUGAUGAUCAGUGGCUUCAGGAGGCAAUGGCUAGUCUAAUCUAUCUGCCUAAUUACAUCAGCGGAUGCUGAUGUGCUUAUAUAUCUAUAUUAGCCCGCUAGCUAGCUCAAUCAAAACUCGACGUUGUAUGCAUAAAUAUAAAUAUAUAUCAUGUUCUGCAGUCAUCGAGAAAUGUAGGCAUAAAAAAAUUAUCUAAAUCAUGCCUUCAACCACAUUAAGAAUUUAAUCUAGACCGCCCUUAAAGCCGCCAAUGCAAUUCUAUGCAUAUCCUGCAUUACAAAUGCCUGUUUCAAUAUCAAAAUUAGAUUGGGAUCCUUACAAAUAUAUACUUUCAGUUAU
Molecule: messenger RNA, 1299 nt
Organism: Punica granatum (pomegranate)
Lineage: Eukaryota; Viridiplantae; Streptophyta; Magnoliopsida; Myrtales; Lythraceae
Source: RefSeq, a predicted model, not a curated record